AUGACCCUGCUACUGUACUGGCUCCUCAGUGCCCUCUGUCUGACGACUAUCAGUGGAUUUACCUCUGAUGACAUCAAAGAAGCUUUACUAAAGAAACUCAGCCUCCCUGAGGUCCCCCAGGUCCAUAAGAGAGACCUAGACAACUUGGUGAUCCCAAAGCACAUCCAGGAUAAAUACAUCUCCAUGCUCCAUAAGCACAGAGAGAGGAAGAGAAGAUCUCUGCCCAGCUUAGCUGGUAUCAUCAGGGGCAUCUCUGGCAAUGCAGAUAUCUCUGGAGAGGUGCUCUACUCAGACACCACCAAGCAAACGCUGGUUUUUGAGAUGGAAGCCAGGAUCCCUGAUAACAGCGAGGUGACCAUGGCAGAACUCAAGCUCUUCAAGAUUUCACCCAACCUCUUCAAUGCACCAGACAGAAGGCUCCACAGACCGGUCACAAACGCUAGAGUUAGUGUCUACUAUGUGGAAAUAUUGGCUGAUGGAACUAACAGAACAUCUCUGAUUGACUCCAGGCUGGUACCCAUCAUGGAAUCUGGCUGGAGGAGUUUUGAUGUGACAAUGGCUGUGCAUUACUGGAUGAGGAACAAGGGUCAGCGCAAUAUGCACCUGCAGAUCAAAGUGGAUGGAGAGAGACAUGGCAGUUAUGCAUCCAACAUGGCAAAGCUGGUGCAAUUCACUACCCAGGACCCAUCAGACAGUGUUCUGGGCAAGCCUGAGCUGGUGUUGUAUACACUUAACCUGGAUGAGCACGGUGCCCGCGGAGACUGUGCAAAUUCAGGUACAAAGAAAGACAAUGCUUGCUGCAGGGAGGAAUAUUACAUCAACUUCCGGGAAAUGACCUGGACGCAGUACUGGAUCAUUGAGCCUGCAGGAUACCAGGCCUUCCAUUGUGUAGGUGGUUGCAAGCAGCCCAGAUUCCCUAUGCGCCAAUAUGGGUAUGGGGAAAGAACUUGUUCAGUAGCAGAAAGCGCCCCUCUGCCAGUCAUGUACCUGGUCAAAAAGGGAGACUACACAGAAAUUGAGGUGGCAGAGUUUCCCAACAUGAUUGUAGAAAAAUGUGGCUGCACCAUGGAUAAUAUUUCUGUCAUUUAA
Messenger RNA from Bombina bombina (fire-bellied toad), 1089 nucleotides. Its product is annotated as left-right determination factor 2-like. Gene Ontology annotation, biological process: BMP signaling pathway; SMAD protein signal transduction. Gene Ontology annotation, molecular function: cytokine activity; transforming growth factor beta receptor binding; growth factor activity. Gene Ontology annotation, cellular component: extracellular region. Lineage: Eukaryota; Metazoa; Chordata; Amphibia; Anura; Bombinatoridae. The record is from RefSeq and is a predicted model, not a curated record. The transcript is spliced from 4 exons. Bases 1 to 1089 code for a protein of 362 amino acids.